AUGCCGGCACUUGGCAUGCUUUUGUCACACUUUCUGUGUUUUCUCUUCUUGCGGACGGAGAAAACCCGCCGCUCAAGAUGUCCUCCGGUUAUAGUUGCCCUCAGUCAGAUUGGUGCACUGCUUGAACUAUCACCUUACCCUUUGUGCCCAACAUGUCCAAAGAAGCCUCAGCAAGCUGCGAUAGCAGUGGAACUGGCUGAGCGGUCUGAGGCCAACAGCUUUAUUUCCAGCUUCAGUUUUCCACCAUCCACGAGCGUGUCAUAUGCGCUGGAUCCCGCUUCUGUACUAUCAGACCCAGAGGACUUAAACAAGCUUCGUGCAAGAGUACUCCGAAAAAUCUGCGUUGCGGCAGUGCCCGAGUCUGUCUGCUUCAUCGUUCUUGCGCUUGACAGAUUGUUGGCUGAAGCGCAUCAUACUCACGGAUUUUGGCACCCCGUGAAUCCAUUGAUAGCUGUUGCCAUCAGUGGGACCCUGGCGACGUAUCUCGUCGCGUGGGGCUUUACAGACAUCAUCAUUUCGAUGUGGGUCAAAACAGACUUCGUUCAGGACAAUGCAAGAUUGGUUACAUUUUUCUACCUUGUCGAGAUAUGCAGCUGGUGGCCCUUUCUGUUCGAAAUCGCUGAAGGUGGCAAUAUCCUCAAAAUGGUUCACUACCUUUCAUCCGAGCUGGUUGUUAUGAUUCUGUUGGUGGUGAUUGGUUUCUAUGCAAUUCCUGGAGGCGGCAAGUUCAGAGGCUCAUUGCUGAAAAUAUCACUCCAUUUCAUCGGCCAGGUUGCCUUGGCUGCAACUUUGAGCCCCUUUCUAGCUGGUGCCAAUCUGCUUUUCUUCGACAACUCCCUGACUUUCCGCUUUCUGAAUGCACUGUACUACCCUGUUCGCUACCUUCACGUUGCGUGGUACAUCAUGAAUCUUGCGCCAGACGUACGAAUAGAAGAGAUCAUGAUGGAUCCUCUCACUGGCUUUGCGAUCACAUGCCUCUUCAUCCAAAUAGUGCUUGUGUAUGUAGUCGUGCCUUCCAAGCGGAGAGCGAGUGUCCAGCAAUCAGCGGAGGAGUUUCAGCAAAAGACGGGUGGAGCUUUAGAGGUCACUGCCGUAAAGAGUGUUCAAGGUGAACGCAGAGAAUCGCAGACAAAGAUGCAUCGUUCCAACACGGGCCUCAGGGCGAGUGUUUUCCACGAAUUGGCGAGAGGAUCCAGUGAGGAUAGCUUCGUUGAAGUGCUGAACGCUCUUGGAGACACCUUUGAGGCACUGCUGCUUGCAAGUCAAGCAGACAGUCCGCGAGUCCGAUGCGCAGUGCUUGGUGUUGCGAUACAUCCACUGUCCAAGGCAAGUCCAGCAAUGCUGUUGCAAUUGCUGCCCUUGAUUUUGCCGCAGCUUCUCCUUGCACUCAGAUGGAGGACGGUGGAAGACAUCGAGGACUGCCCUUUGAGUUGUUUUCUCAUUGAGAAGGCACUCGCGCUGGACAGCACCAAUUUCGUGUCCAUGGUCUACUGGCAACUCCUGGGCCUUGCCACAGAUCGAUCAGACAAAGCUUGGCCUAUGUACCAAGAUGUGCGGCUUCGCCUCCUAAACGCAUUGUUGCAGAGUGACUUCAACGGAAGGCAGUACAACAGCAAUUUUUGCAACCAGGCAAUCGGACAGAUCGCAGACCAGAAGCGCCUUUCCUAUCAAGUGCGCAUGGUUGCAAGGGCUGUGGCUUCUGCUACGGGAGGUCAUGCUGGCCGCACUGCAGCUUUGCGAAAGCAGCUCACUCUCCUGCAAGAAAGGAGAGAGCGCCGAGCAGAGCAGGCACAGAGCUUUGAUGAGAAGCCGGAGGCAACAAGAUCAACCAGGUCUUCACUGCAAGAAGAGGUUGGCGACAUGAUUGAUAUGGAGCGUGUGCCGAGUGCAAGCUCGCUGUCAGCAGGCAGGCGGAGUUCCACCAGGCCAGAUGAGCCAACGAGGGGCAGAAAACAGGUGGGCUUCUCCCCAGAAGUAGCUGACUCUGAAGCAGGAAGCCCUCCGAGAGAAAGGCUCCCUUCUGGUGUUCUGGGCAACUCCCCAAGUGACUUUUCAAGGCAAGGCUCGGGCUCAGGCUUGCAGGAUUUCCCGAAAGAGACGGAUGCUCAAAGAUGCUGCCGUUGUUGCUUUCGAAAGAGUCCGAAAACAAAAGUGGACAGCAUCGUUGAGGAGUGGAAAGCGGACCCAAGUAUGCAGCAGUUUGGGAACCAGGAGAUGAGUCUGCUGGAUGCGUGUGGAACGCCACUUCCGGUCGAGCCUUCUUUGCCACUGGGGGCUCUGCAAACCAAGCGGUGCUUCGUCGCCAACUCUGCUGUGGCUCCAGUUGUCUUCGCCUAUGAGGACAAUCACUCCAAAGGAAGCACGGAGGGCAGCCACUUGCAUUUGUAUGCAAUGAAGAAAGGCGAUGAUUUGCGGCAAGAUGCGUUCGUUCUCCAGAUAUUUCGCAUCAUGGAGACUACAUGGGCUGAACAUGGAUUGAGGGAGGUCUCUUUAAUGCCAUACAACGCAUUGGCGUUGUCCCCAAAGGAGGGAAUGGCUGCCUUCGUGCCACGAGCCAAGAACGUAGCAACCAUCCUGCAGGAAUUUGAUGGAGACAUCAGCCAAUUCCUAAAGAAGCACUGUGCCGGUUCAAUGUCAGCGGCCUAUGAUCAGCUUUGCGGGAGCACUGCAGGGUACUGCAUUGCUACAUACUUGCUGGGAAUCGGUGAUCGGCACUUGGACAACAUCAUGAUCACACAGGAUGGACACUUCUUUCACAUCGAUUUUGGUUUUGUCCUUGGUGACGAUCCAAAGCCUGGAGCGCCAUCGGUGCGAGUUCCACGAGAAGUGCUGGAGGUGUUGAGGCAAUCUGGUCGGUAUGAGCGCUUCCGGGACCUUCUAAGAGAGGCGUUCACACUUGUACGUCGGACGGCACGCCUGUGGACUGCACUAUUGGCACUGGCUUCAAGUGCUGGAGGGAAUGGCGUCACACCGCUUCAAAAUGAUUCAGACCGUGCUAUCCAUACAGUGCGGCAACGCUUGCAUUUGGAGCUCAACGAUGCGGCAGCCGCUGCCGAGAUUACUGCAGAGGUGGAGCAGAAUGCUGCUGCAAUGCUUCCUGUCAUCUACGACAAGCUGCACCAGGCUGGCCUAUUUUGGCACUGA
Cladocopium goreaui is the source of this 3144-nucleotide messenger RNA. The record is from the annotation of a GenBank genome assembly. NCBI's taxonomy places the organism in Eukaryota, Dinophyceae, Suessiales, Symbiodiniaceae.